Messenger RNA from Guillardia theta CCMP2712, 775 nucleotides. RefSeq lists its product as hypothetical. The annotation marks the transcript as partial. The record is from RefSeq and is a predicted model, not a curated record. The transcript has a single exon. NCBI's taxonomy places the organism in Eukaryota, Cryptophyceae, Pyrenomonadales, Geminigeraceae.
CAUGCUAGGGAUACUCAGGACAGGGAGGAGGGAGAAAGGGAGAGCAUGACGUCAAGCGGAGGUAUGACAGAACAUGCCAGGGGAGGAGGGGGAGAUAAUGGGGCAGGAACAAUUUCACAAGACCUCAAGCUGCUUGUUGACGAAGGGGGGCAGCUGUUGCAAGCUUUGUCAGAGAUGGAGACCAGAGAAGGCCUGGACUUGCCGGAGAGCAUACUUCACAGCAUCACCUUAGCAGAUAAUGAAGUAGCAAAAGGACUGCGGCAGCAUAUCGCGGAAAGGACAGAGGAGACGUUGAUAAAGGUUACAAGUGUGUGGGUGGCUUAUCAAUGCAGACGAGGAGAGAACUCCAGCAAACCUCCGUUGCUUCCGUUGAUGAAUGCUGAGAACAAGGUCGUUGAUGCCUUGAGAAUGCUGUGCAUGAUUGAGAAAAAUGAAAUAUUUGUGAUUGAUCGAAAACAACAAGAAUUUUCAGAAAGUCAAUCGGUCAUGCUGCUGGAGGUGGUAAUCCAGAGCCGAAACCGGCAGGUUCUGGUGGAUAAGCUCAAGAUUGCCGCAGACAUCUUGACGGCAAGGUUGGAAAGCAAAGUUUAUGUGUGGCUAGAAGAUCCAAAAGACUUGACUUCUUCUCUCUUCCAAGAAAGUGCUUCACGGAAGGGUACAGAGCAGAAACAGGUCGAACACUUGUCGCUCAACUUGAGGGGAAAGCAAGUCCUGCGCGAGGGCUCCAUCUUUGUUCUUCAGAAACAAACACAAUCUGGAUCAAAGAAGCCGAUCA